AUGAGGCAGCCUAUUCUCGCCGGGGAUGUGACAAAUGAAAACGGUCUGGAAACUAUUAUUGCCUUGCCCUCCAAUUACUUCAUGGAACGACUCUUUCUUCUCCUUAUCGCCAAUUGGAUGUGCGGCGAAUCCCACCGUAUCAGCUCGUGUGGAACACGGAAUCAACGCGUGGCGGUAUAUGUAUGCUGCGAUGUGGCCCAAUCAGGACGUCGGGGGGCUGGCGCGUGGCAUGGAUCGGAGAUUGCGCAAAUAUUCGGCACAACAGAAUUUCUGACACAUAUUCCCGAUACACAAGAGGAGGCCGCUUUUGGUGAGAUGAUGAGGGAUAUUUGGACUACAUUCGCUAAAGAUCCUUGGAAUGGGCUGGUACGGAAAGGGUUGCCGGUUUACAACCCAGAGUGUGCGUACAUCUGA
Penicillium lagena is the source of this 414-nucleotide messenger RNA. RefSeq names its product alpha/beta-hydrolase. Lineage: Eukaryota; Fungi; Ascomycota; Eurotiomycetes; Eurotiales; Aspergillaceae. The transcript has 2 exons. The record is from RefSeq and is a predicted model, not a curated record. Bases 1 to 414 code for a protein of 137 amino acids.